Messenger RNA from Nomascus leucogenys (northern white-cheeked gibbon), 3034 nucleotides. RefSeq names its product BCL2 binding component 3 (gene BBC3). Gene Ontology annotation, biological process: positive regulation of apoptotic process; intrinsic apoptotic signaling pathway in response to endoplasmic reticulum stress; execution phase of apoptosis. The record is from RefSeq and is a predicted model, not a curated record. The transcript is spliced from 4 exons. Bases 1470 to 2051 code for a protein of 193 amino acids. NCBI's taxonomy places the organism in Eukaryota, Metazoa, Chordata, Mammalia, Primates, Hylobatidae. Gene Ontology annotation, cellular component: mitochondrion.
GUGUGUGUGUGUGUGUGUGUGUGUAUGUGUGUGUGUGUGUGUGUGUGUGGUGGGGGGUUGUUUCAGUCUGGGUUUGGCUUGUGUGUCUGGCAUCAGCGUCUGGGAUUUAAGGACUCAGGAUCUGUGGGGUCUAUGCAGUGUAGACGGUGGGUGUUGCUGGCAGCCUCUGGAUGGGGUUAUGUCUGAGCCUGUGUGUGUGUGUGUGUGUGUGUGUGUGUGUGUGUGUGUGUGUGUUGGGUCCGAGGGGCUUGUCACUGUGAUCGGCUGGCUCGUGUGUCAUGUGGGCUGCGUGUGUGUAGUGUUUAUGUCAGUCACGUGAGACCAGUGUUUUCUGUGGGUGCGCUAGGUGUGUGUGCUGCUGGGCUGUGUGGGAUUAGAGUUAGCUGUAGGGUGUGUGUGUGUGUGUGUGUUUGUGGGUGUUGCUGACAGUUGGUGAUGAUGUUUGAGGGUUGCGUGAGGAGGGUGGGUUGGUGUCUGGUGGUGUGUUGAGGUCUGAUGGCAUGUGUCUGUGUGUGCCUGAUUUAUGUGUGUUCUGAGAGUUGGUGACAUGUGGGUGUGUUUUGGGGGUGUUGAUGUCUGUGUGUCCGUGGGUGUCUGUUUUGUGUUGAUAUGUGAGUCCAGGGGUGUGCAGGUCUUAUCUCUGGAGUGAGUAUGUGUGUGUGGAGAGGGGCAUGUUUGGGAACUGAGGCAGUGCCUAGCUUGUGUGUGUGUGUGUGUGUGUUUGCAAUGGCUGCAUUGUUUGAAUGUGCCCCUGGGCAUAUCAACAGUGGGUCAGUGUGUGAGACUUUGACAGUUUGGAUGUGUGGGGAUGGGUUGUGCCAGCCAGUGUGCACAGUAUGUAGAGUGCUUGUGAUGGUCUGUCUGGAUGCUCCUGCUUUGGUCGGGGUGUGUGUGUGUGUGUGUGUGUGUCGUGUGUACUGAGUAGUGAUGUCCGAGACUGGGGCCAUCUCAGUUUGUGUGCAAGUGGGAGGUGGGGUGGGCGGUCAGGCUGGCCAGUCCCGUGUGAGUCCUUGUAUGUGUGCUGUGGGGGCCUCGAUGUGCCUCGCUGCCCUCCCUGUGUGCCCGUCGCUGUGUCAGGAAAGUUGUCCCCACCAGCCCAUGCUGUGAGUCCCAAGUGGAGUGAGUUUGUGUUGUGGGACCGUCACAGCCCUCAUACACACACCUGCGAGACCCCUCCAUCCGUCCUGUGUGAGCCCUGUCCUUGCUGUGAGAGCCGUCCUGUGCCCCCUGUCCCUCCUGUGUGCCCAUCACCGUAUGCACGGGAGGCUCUCCAGGCCAGCCAGGACCCGGUGGUGUCAUCCCCUGGCUGGGCGUGUCUCUGUGGGGCCAUCACCCCCUCCCCAUGCACACACACCUCCACUCUUCUCCAUCUGGGUCCUGACCCCGGGUAGGCUGGAGGUACAGUGGGCCCUGGUACUUCCCUGCUGACCUGCUCCUCCUCCCAUGUCCCGCAGGCCCCAGGGAGCGCCAUGGCCCGCGCACGCCAGGAGGGCAGCUCCCCGGAGCCCGUAGAGGGCCUGGCCCGCGACGGCCCGCGCCCCUUCCCGCUCGGCCGCCUGGUGCCCUCGGCAGUGUCCUGCGGCCUCUGCGAGCCCGGCCUAGCUGCCGCCCCCGCCGCCCCCGCCCUGCUGCCCGCUGCCUACCUCUGCGCCCCCACCGCUCCACCCGCCGUCACCGCCGCCCUGGGGGGCCCCCGCUGGCCCGGGGGUCCUCGCAGCCGGCCCCGAGGCCCGCGCCCGGACGGUCCUCAGCCCUCGUUCUCGCUGGCGGAGCAGCACCUGGAGUCGCCCGUGUCCAGCGCCCCGGGGGCCCUGGCAGGCGGUCCCACCCAGGCGGCUCCGGGAGUCCGCGGGGAGGAGGAACAGUGGGCCCGGGAGAUCGGGGCCCAGCUGCGGCGGAUGGCGGACGACCUCAACGCGCAGUACGAGCGGCGGAGACAAGAGGAGCAACAGCGGCACCGCCCCUCGCCCUGGAGGGUCCUGUACAAUCUCAUCAUGGGACUCCUGCCCUUACCCAGGGGCCACAGAGCCCCCGAGAUGGAGCCCAAUUAGGUGCCUGCACCCGCCCGGUGGACGUCAGGGACUCGGGGGGCAGGCCCCUCCCACCUCCUGACACCCUGGCCAGCGUGGGGAACUUUCUCUGCACCAUGUAGCAUACUGGACUCCCAGCCCUGCCUGUCCCGGGGGCGGGCCAGGGCAGCCACUCCAGCCCCAGCCCAGCCUGGGGUGCACUGACAGAGAUGCGGACUCCUGGGUCCCUGGCCAAGAAGCCAGGGGAGGGAGGGCUGAUGGACUCAGCAUCGGAAGGUGGCGGUGACCGAGGGGGUGGGGACUGAGCCGCCCGCCUCUGCCGCCCACCACCAUCUCAGGAAAGGCUGUUGUGCUGGUGCCCAUUCCAGCUGCAGGGGUGACACUGGAGGGGGGGUCUCCUCUCAGUGCUCCUUCACUCUGGGCCUGGCCUAAGGCCCCUGGUGCUUCCCCCCCUCCUCCUGGGAGGGGGCCUGUGAAGAGCAAAUGAGCCAAACGUGACCACUAGCCUCCUGGAGCCAGAGAGUGGGGCGCGUUUGCCGGUUGCUCCAGCCCGGCGCCCAGCCAUCUUCCCUGAGCCAGCCGGCGGGUGGUGGGCAUGCCUGCCUCACCUUCAUCGGGGGGGGAGGGUGGCCAGGAGGGGCCCAGACUGUGAAUCCUGUGCUCUGCCCUCGACCACCCCCCGCCCCAUCAAUCCCAUUGCAUAGGUUUAGAGAGAGCACGUGUGACCACUGGCAUUCAUUUGGGGGGUGGGAGAUUUUGGCUGAAGCCGCCCCAGCCUUAGUCCCCAGGGCCAAGCGCUGGGGGGAAGACGGGGAGUCAGGGAGGGGGGGAAAUCUCGGAAGAGGGAGGAGUCUGGGAGUGGGGAGGGAUGGCCCAGCCUGUAAGAUACUGUAUAUGCGCUGCUGUAGAUACCGGAAUGAAUUUUCUGUACAUGUUUGGUUAAUUUUUUUUGUACAUGAUUUUUGUAUGUUUCCUUUUCAAUAAAAUCAGAUUGGAACAGUGGA